Molecule: messenger RNA, 387 nt
Organism: Meleagris gallopavo (turkey)
Lineage: Eukaryota; Metazoa; Chordata; Aves; Galliformes; Phasianidae
Source: RefSeq, a predicted model, not a curated record
CCCCCAGGUGACGGUGCAGUACAUGCAGGACCGCGGUGCCGUCAUCCCCAUCCGCGUGCACACCAUCGUCAUCUCGGUGCAGCACGACGAGGAGGUUUGCCUGGACGAGAUGCGAGACGCCCUGAAGGAGAAGGUGAUCAAAGCCGUGGUUCCCUGCAAGUACCUGGACGAAGACACCAUUUAUCACCUGCAGCCCAGCGGCCGCUUCGUCAUCGGCGGCCCCCAGGGCGACGCCGGGCUGACGGGACGGAAGAUCAUCGUGGACACGUACGGGGGCUGGGGGGCUCACGGCGGAGGGGCUUUUUCUGGCAAGGAUUACACCAAGGUGGAUCGGUCGGCCGCCUACGCCGCGCGCUGGGUCGCCAAAUCGCUCAUCAAAGCCGGGCU